This is a messenger RNA of Sclerotinia trifoliorum, 2329 nucleotides long. The record is from the annotation of a GenBank genome assembly. NCBI's taxonomy places the organism in Eukaryota, Fungi, Ascomycota, Leotiomycetes, Helotiales, Sclerotiniaceae.
UUCAAACCUUCACAAAUAUUCCAAUACCUACACAUACAUAGUCCAUACAAAUAUAUAUAUUAAACCAACAAAACAAUCAUUUAUUCUCUUGCCAAGCGAACUCGGGUUCAUAAUAUUUACUCUGAACAUUCCAUCCAUCCAUCCAGCAUCGCAUCGCAUCGCAUCGCAUCUAGUACGUACGAUUCGAUUCGGUAACCAAAGCAAUCCGUUAUCCGUCCCCUCUCGGAAUCCACGGAAUCAAAUCGCAAUCAUCACAUCACAACACAUCGAUUUAAUCAAAGCAUUUCUAAUAAAGCUUUUGAUUUUACUAAGAAUCUAAUCAUUUUCCCACCUAACUUCUUACUUUUAUCUUCUCUUCUCAUUUUCCAUUUUGUCCUCUGAAAAGUCUGCAGAGUCUAUCCUCGUCUCUGGAACAAGGUUUUUUCCAAAGUAUCUGCAUCGAAUCUCGUCAUUUGUUUUGUAGGAAAACGGUGGGUUGAGGGGUUCUUUGUUAUAUAUAUAUAUACACAUAUAAAUAUACACCAGGUACUUGAGAGUACUUGAGGAUUUACGGAGAGACCUCCUCACCGCGACGACUAAAUUUCAAUACAUUGGAUUCCAUAUCGGACAUUGGAUUAAAGGAUAUUUUAAAUUUGGGUCUUUGAAUCUAGAACUUUCGGAGGAAGAGGGAAGGAAAGAAAAGGCACAAGAUCAACGUCGGGACCAGGAUAUAAAUCUUCCUCCACAAGAUACAUAGUUAUUCUAACAGCAAUGACACGAUUAAGAUCAAGGUAAGAAUAUUUCCUACCACAUCCUUUACCCUCUCCUUCUUUCUGUUCCCUUCCCACCUGUUUUCAUACAUCACAUACCAAUAUCAAUAUCAACAUUCAAACCCAACUAACACACCACCCAGAUCCAUAACCUCAACACGCUCCACCACUCUCCUCAUCGCUUUCCUUUCUCUCACAUCCAAUAUCCUGUCUUCAAUAUUCGUCCAUCAAUUACCCGAUGAUCCAUUUCAUCUCGCCACUAACUAUGGCAUGUAUUUACAUUUUGCCAAUGUGAUGAGUGUAUUUGGUGUUAUUGGGGGUUUGAGGGUACGUAUUUAUCUUUUUUCCUUCUUCUUUUGGCUUUCUUAGAGGAAUAUGUUGUUUUGUUAGGAAGAGAGAGGCUAUUUGGAUGGUUCCGGGGGUGGAUGGGGUUGAAAAGAUCGGCUUGGGUGAACGGUUGGGUACUUGUUCUGGACGGGAAUAUUUGGGGAUGGAUCUACUUGAUUUUAUCAUGUUUCUUUUUCUUUUUUCUUGAAGCUUUCGAGUUUGAAAGGAUAUAGCUACGAACAGUAACUAACAACCUAUCAGAGACAUGCCCUCUCAAUCCUAUGUUUCUCAACCUACCUCCUCCUCGACACACUCCUGAGCACCAUCCCCCGGUUGCUCCUCCUAACUCUCCUAUCCAACUCCUCCUCCAUCCUCUGCGCCCCUUCCUCCACCACCUCCCUCGAUUUCACCACUCAAAUCCCAUCCAACAUCAACAGUCAAGAAUUAAGCCUAGCAACUUAUAGCAUAUCCUCGCACAUCCCUGCAUCAUCACAUGUCGCUGGAUUUGCGGAUUUUAUGGGAAAGACGGGUGGAGAAGAUGGAUGGAGCGAAAAGGGUUGUAAAAGGGUUAUGUACUUGGGUUAUGUGACUCUGAUGGGAGGUGUUAUGGUUGCAAUGGGCUUACAGGUUUUGGGUGCGCUCUGUGUGAGGGAUUAUGCUAGGGGUCUGUUUCUUGCGGAGAGGAAUGAAUUGGAAAGUGGAGAUGGGGAAUGGGAAAGAAGAAUAAAGGAGGGGAGUGAAGAGAGGAGGGAGAAGGUGAUAAUGGUGGAUAGAGAGGGAUUCCGACCGCUUUUGGUUUUGGAUAGGGAGGAGGAAGAGCAGUUCAGGAGGAUGACGCCGAUUUCGGAAGAGAGAGACUUCUCUUGAAGAUUUCCUUUGGUCAUCGUGAUACGGGUGUAGUGUGAGUUGAUGAUACGAAAUCCCCGUCAUCCACAAACCGGAGAAUAUAUAUCACGAUGAUAUAUAAAAUAUGGAAGAGAGAUGAAGCGACACGAGAUGAUACGAUAAGAUUGUACUAUACAAAGGCAAAACAGUGACGGACGAUAUACGAAACGAAACUUCAAUUGCCACAAUAGGAUUUGUAUAUAAUUGGAGGAAAGCAAAGUAAAGCAUGAAGCAAGCAAGCGAAGCAAAGAAUAGUAUGAGAUAUGGAACUAGGGCGCUCUUUUGAUACCAUUACUACCGAUACCAUGGGGGAUUUGAGGAGGUUUGGAAGGUUUAGGGAUAGGGAUAGGGAUAGGGAGUAGGGGAUA